GCACAGCCGGUCACACUGCGGGCAAGUGGUUAUUUUUUCGUGAUAAAAUUAAGGAAACGCGACUUUUGCGUUGAUAAGCGAUCUAAAAUUUGCCAGCAAAGCACUCCAUCGAGCUGGCAAAAAACUAGAUCCAGCUGGAUAAAAAAUAUAAUAUUGUGAUGCUCGGCACUCGGCUGGCAAUGCAAUAACCUUCUGACGUUCGCUUUGCAGUCGUGGUGUUUUGUUAUUGGGGCGGAAAACAAAUUGCAAACGCGAUUAUAAAUAGGCACAAAAUGUGUGUUUUUGGGACGAUGAAAGUUCUGGUGUCGACGAAUAAGUGCUCCUGAAUGCCAAAGACCCUAAAUCAAAUAGUUCCAAUAAAACCCGGUCGAAAUCUACAAUUGGGUCGACACUUUUGGUAGGGGUAAGCAUAUUUCGCUAGCCUAUUUCUAUUUAAACAACAUAAAUUUGUAAAAUUGUGAGCUAAUUAUGAGUUGGCUGUUUCAAUUAAGCUGCAGUCGCUGAUUUAAAAGCUAAAUCAAGCGAAGCACUAGCCCAAAGAGGAGUCAACAACAAAAAAAAGCGGCGAAGAGAAACGUCGAAAAUUGUUUCAACAGCACACGUUCAAAGUGAAGGUCAACGUCACAACGACUCGACGACGAGCGGCAAGUCUGGCGGCCAAAACCGAAAGACAAAGUGAUCCACCGUCAGCAUCGGAGGUCUCCAGAUAGCCAGCACCAUGACUACCUCAUCCUUCCAUUCCGUGUCCUUUGCUCCUGGCGAGCGGCUAAUGCUGUCCUUCCUGGUGACCCUGCUCAUCCUGGUGGCCUGUGUUCUCAGCACCGAAACCACCAUGCCCACGCAGAACAUGUCCCACAAGGAAAGGGCCGAACUCAGGGAAGAGGCACGCGAAAUGUUCUAUCAUGCAUAUCACGCCUACAUGGAGAACGCCUAUCCCGCGGAUGAGCUCAUGCCGCUCUCCUGUAAGGGACGUUAUCGUGGAGUGACGCCAUCGAGGGGAGACAUGGACGACAUCCUUGGAAACUUUUCCAUGACUCUGGUGGACACUCUGGACACUUUGGUGCUACUGGGGGAUUUUACCGAAUUCGAGCACGCGGUAAAGCUCGUUAUCCGCGACGUUCAGUUCGACAGCGACAUUAUUGUGUCCGUGUUCGAGACAAACAUUCGAAUGGUUGGCGGCCUGCUGUCAGCCCACAUCUUGGCGGAGUAUUUGCAGAAACAUGCGGACACGAUGCACUGGUACAAGGGCGAGCUGCUGGAGAUGUCACGCGAGCUGGGUUACCGAUUACUGCCGGCAUUUAACACUUCCACGGGCAUUCCACAUGCUCGGGUCAAUCUCCGACUGGGCAUGAAGGACCCACUGCUAAAGAAGUCCCGUGAGACUUGCACUGCCUGUGCGGGCACAAUCCUUCUGGAGUUUGCAGCUCUCUCAAGGUUGACAGGCGAUCCCAUCUUCGAGGUGAGAGCUCACGCGGCAAUGGAUGCUCUGUGGAAGCUUAGACACCGUGGCUCCGAUCUAAUGGGCACGGUUCUCAAUGUACACUCCGGCGACUGGGUGCGUCGAGAUUCCGGAGUCGGAGCGGGCAUCGACAGCUACUACGAGUACCUAUUCAAGUCGUACGUCCUGCUGGGGGACGACAAGUACCUGGCCCGCUUCAACCGUCACUACAACGCCGUGAUGAAGUACGUCAGCGAAGGACCGAUGCUGCUCGACGUGCUCAUGCAUAGGCCACAUGCCAAGUCAAAGAACUUCAUGGACUCACUGCUGGCAUUCUGGCCGGGCCUACAAGUGCUUUCUGGCGACCUGAAACCGGCAGUACAGACACACGAAAUGCUCUACCAGGUUAUGCAAAUGCACACCUUCAUUCCAGAAGCUUUUACCGUAGACUUCCAAAUACAUUGGGGACAACAUCCCCUCCGCCCUGAAUUCAUCGAGUCCACAUACUUUUUGUACCGCGCCACUGGCGAUCACCACUAUCUGCAAGUGGGCAAGAAGGCGUUAAAAACACUCCAACAGCACGCGAAAGUGGCUUGCGGCUAUGCAGCCGUCAAUGAUGUGCGAACGAGAAAGCACGAGGAUCGAAUGGACUCCUUUGUUCUGUCCGAGACGAUCAAGUACCUCUUCCUCUUGUUCUCCGAUCCACAGGAUCUGAUAAUCAAUGUCGACGAGUUUGUCUUUACUACCGAAGCCCACUUGCUGCCCCUUUCAAUUGCGCAACUAGGGAAUGCCACGUUUAGCUUUCGCCAGUCGGACGAACACAACGUACUCGACUUCAUGCGCACCUGCCCCAGUUCAAAUAAGCUUUUUCCUGAGAAAGUACGCAAACCACUGCGCAACUUCAUUACGGGCUCGUGCCCGCGCACCACAGCCGGAAAGCGGCUCAGCGCUCUGGACUUUCAGGCAAGCAAUGCAGAUCAUCUGCGAGCUGUUUACGACAUGGGCAUUACCAUGGUUUCGGUAGGCGACCGCAGCCAAGGCAAGGUGCGACUGUUUCAUAGUUUCUAUAAUGCCAAGAGUCACGAGGAAGGCGAAAUGGGACUGCAGUUCAUGCAGGAGAUGCUCGAGCUCACCAAAAUGCAAAGCGUAAACCAGCUGGCGCAACUGCAGGCCGUGGCUUAUGCCACCGACGAGAAAGCGCAGGAUUGGGUCGCCCUCAUGGCCGGACCCUCGCACUUUAGCCCCGAGCUAAUCGGCGAUCAGUUCGUCCAGGGGGAUGUGGUGCUGGCCAGGCCGCUUCGCGCCUGCGAUGAGCACCUAGAGAACGCCGAAGAGGCGAAGGGCAAGGUCCUGGUUGCCGAGCGUGGCGACUGUACGUUCGUGAGCAAAGCGCGGCUGGCCCAAAAAGUGGGAGCGGCGGCGCUGAUUGUCUGUGAUAAUGUACCGGGCUCUUCCGGGGAGACGCAGCCGAUGUUCGCCAUGUCCGGCGACGGCAAGGACGACGUGCUCAUUCCCGUCGUCUUCAUGUACAGCGUGGAGUUCGGCAAGCUGUCGGCGGUGAUGCAGCGACGAAAGCAGCCGCUGCGCGUUCGCGUGAUGCAGAUGGUGGAGUUCAAACGAUGGCAACUGGCCAAGGCACAGCGGCAAAACCAAACUGCGACGACCACACAGAAACCGGACAAGGAGUUGUAGUGGACCGCUGGUGUUGCUGCUGGACCGCCCUCAGCGUUAACUAUUGUUUCUGGGCUAAUUCGCGCCUUGAAAUGGUUCUCGCCAAAAUAGAGAUACAUUUUCUAUAUCGUAAAUUGUACAGUAAGCGAUAGUAACUAAAUUUUAAAUUCUUGUACUUUACUAACAACAUUGGAACGAAGUAAUGCCGCGAGUUUUUGAACUCCUCAGAUUAGGGAUCUUUGCAUUUCGUGGUUAGUUCUCAGGCUAGCAAUUGGCUUCCUAGUGGCAAUAUGAUUACAUUUGCGUUCAUUCUAAAUGUAUAUUUGGUCCACCUCACAAUUUUUUAGAUGGCUUUUACUUUUUUGUGUAAGUAAAACCUGUGUACAUAAUACAGAUCCUAGCAACUAAUAAGUACCAAUUAAUAAAUAAUUUUAAGAAAGAUUAGUUGAUAAUGUAGUGAGUCCGGAGUAUGACCGACAAAUGUGUAGUUGAAAUUGUUUAGUUCUUAUACAAUAAAAAUAGUCUAAAAUAUACGAAAGAUAAUGAAACCUAA
This is a messenger RNA of Drosophila ficusphila, 3662 nucleotides long. It is a transcript of the gene Edem2, whose product is annotated as ER degradation-enhancing alpha-mannosidase-like protein 3. Gene Ontology annotation, biological process: endoplasmic reticulum mannose trimming; mannose trimming involved in glycoprotein ERAD pathway; carbohydrate metabolic process. Gene Ontology annotation, cellular component: membrane; endoplasmic reticulum. The transcript is spliced from 7 exons. NCBI's taxonomy places the organism in Eukaryota, Metazoa, Arthropoda, Insecta, Diptera, Drosophilidae. The coding region runs from base 719 to 3130 and encodes 803 amino acids. Gene Ontology annotation, molecular function: mannosyl-oligosaccharide 1,2-alpha-mannosidase activity; calcium ion binding. The record is from RefSeq and is a predicted model, not a curated record.